Messenger RNA from Pyrus x bretschneideri (Chinese white pear), 1129 nucleotides. Its product is annotated as MOB kinase activator-like 1B. The record is from RefSeq and is a predicted model, not a curated record. Bases 103 to 750 code for a protein of 215 amino acids. Lineage: Eukaryota; Viridiplantae; Streptophyta; Magnoliopsida; Rosales; Rosaceae. Gene Ontology annotation, cellular component: nucleus; cytoplasm. The transcript is spliced from 7 exons. Gene Ontology annotation, molecular function: protein kinase activator activity. Gene Ontology annotation, biological process: signal transduction; positive regulation of protein phosphorylation.
GGUAAGGGCCGGCCUGCUCUUUUUCCAACCCGAUCGUAUAUUAUGAAGGACGAAGGAAGCUGACAAUACACAAACCCCUCUUCCCUCUCUCGCUUUGGAGCCAUGAGUCUCUUCGGUCUGGGCAGAAACCAGAGGACAUUCCGCCCGAAAAAAAGCGCACCUUCAGGGAGUAAGGGUGCUCAGCUUAGAAAGCAUAUUGAUGCUACACUUGGUAGCGGCAACCUAAGAGAGGCAGUAAAACUUCCAACUGGAGAAGAUUUAAAUGAAUGGCUUGCUGUUAACACUGUGGAUUUCUUCAAUCAGGUCAACCUGUUAUACGGUACCCUCACAGAGUUCUGUACUCCAGAGAAUUGUCCUACAAUGACUGCAGGCCCCAAGUAUGAGUAUAGGUGGGCAGAUGGUGUACAGAUUAAGAAACCGAUUGAGGUUUCAGCUCCAAAAUAUGUUGAAUAUCUAAUGGACUGGAUUGAAUCUCAACUUGAUGAUGAAUCCAUAUUUCCCCAAAAGCUUGGUGCACCAUUUCCCCCCAAUUUCAGGGAGGUUGUGAAGACGAUAUUCAAAAGACUGUUCCGUGUAUAUGCCCACAUAUAUCACUCUCAUUUCCAGAAAAUUGUGAGCCUUAAGGAGGAGGCCCAUUUAAAUACUUGCUUCAAGCAUUUCAUACUAUUUACCUGUGAAUUCGUGCUAAUUGACAAGAAGGAGCUAGCUCCACUUCAAGAGCUUAUAGAAUCCAUCGUUGUUCCUUAUUGAACCCGGUUGGCAGAUCCCAUUAGGGAAGCAUAUUUGAAUGAAAUAAACUCUAGUGAUCUUUACAGUCUCCUACGUUGCGUGUUAUAAAGACUUUUUUGUGCAUAUGCUGUGUGCCUUAGACUUGAAAUGUUUAAUUCUCUCCUAAUUUAUUUCGAUCUAUGAUAUUGUGGAAAGCAAACGGGCAGCAGUUGCUCUUUUGUAUAAGCGGCUGAAGCGGAAAAGCUGAAGUCGAUCAGCUGAAGGUUUGCCUAGCUGGUUUUACAUUAUAGAAGCAUAAAAGUGAGUGUUGUAUUUGUAUUUCUUGGUUUUACGUCAAAACUAGCGGCUCGUUAAAUUUAGUUUCGAACAGAUUUGGCAAUAAAUUGUGAAUUGUGUGGAA